Molecule: messenger RNA, 1797 nt
Organism: Oldenlandia corymbosa var. corymbosa
Lineage: Eukaryota; Viridiplantae; Streptophyta; Magnoliopsida; Gentianales; Rubiaceae
Source: the annotation of a GenBank genome assembly
CUCCACCAUUAGAGAGAACAUGCAUUUGUGCAUGACUCUCUCUCCCGCCGUCUAAGAACAGUUAACAACAACUGCGCGUACAUGCAAUCUAUAUCACAGUGCACUUCACAUUACCUAUAAAUUGAAGUGGAAAUCUGCAUGAAAAUUAAGGCUUCAAACUAAAAUCAAUCAUCAUGGAAUUGCUCAAUCUCAAACUCACUUUCAUGCUCUUCUUAUUUUUCAGUUCAAUCGUUAAGUACUCUGUUUCACUUCAAUAUGUUCAUAACAACAAAACCUCCAUCAACAAUGCUUCAGCAGUGAUUUCACUUCCACUCUUCCCCUACGCUUCCAUACUAAAACAACAUCAACAUCAUCUUAAUUACACUGAAUUAGUACAAUCCCGCCUCGCCUCCGACGCGGCCAGAAUCAACUCCAUCAAUUCCAUAAUCCAGUACAAAAUACACCAUGGCAACUUCUCCGGGAACAAUACGAAGGCGUUUCAACAGGCCGGAAUCUCCCCGGGAACGCCGGUGUUUCCAAACUACGCCGGAGUGUAUCUGGUCCGAAUCGGCGUGGGUCGACCCGAGAAACAGGCUUUCUUGAUGGUAGACACCGGAAACAGCCUCACCUGGAUACAAUGCCAACAAUGCACCCAUUGUUUCAGACAAUUCGGACCCAGAUUCGACCCGUACAGAUCCUCCACUUUCGCCACCCUCCCCUGCUCCUCCCGGCAGUGUAAUUCCUUCCCAAAGAAAUUCAAACAAUGCUCCGGCCAAUUCUGCGGUUACGAUAUAAGCUACAGUGAUGGAACUUACACCGCCGGAAUACUUGCCACCGAAACGUUGAAUUUCAAUGGCUUUCCGAUCAAAGGAGUGGUAAUUGGAUGCGGGCUUGAUAUGAAUACACCCGGCCUUGGAGACUCGGCCGGCCCGCUCGGACUUGGAGCCGGGCCGGAAUCGUUUCCGUCCCAAAUUAGAGCUUCAACGUUUUCGUAUUGCCUUGUAGACAUGGAUUCCAAGAACCAAUUCUCAACUCUGGAGUUCAAUUCCGCCCCACCGAGGGACUCUGUAUUUGUUCCCAUGAUCCGAAACCCUAAAAUCGCCGCCGGCCACUAUUACGUGGGGCUGACCGGAAUAAGCGUCGGAGGAAAACUCUUACCCAUCCCGCGGGCUACUUUUCAGAUCGACGGCAACGGGAACGGCGGCGUGAUACUUGACACCGGAUCCACGCACACUCACCUUCCGAAACAAGCGUAUGAACCGUUGAUGAACGCGAUUUGGGAAAGGACCAGAGGCAUAAGCAGAGACAAAACGGACUCGACGUGUUUUCUGAUAAACUGUGCGAGGGACUAUGAGAGGUUUCCAGAUGUGGGUUUGGUGUUUGGCAAUGGUAAAACCGUGUUGGUGGCCCGGAAGAAUUACUUGAGACUUGAUCGUGGUUCCGGCGGGGGAACGAGAUUUUGCUCGUAUUUUUGGGAAACAAAGGGUUCAUUAUCCGUUAUCGGAAUGGCACAGCAGCAGGGGAUCCGUAUCACCUAUGAUCUUGCCAUUAAACGGAUUGGUUUCAGUCCUAACAAAUGUUAAGUACGUAAUACUCUUCUAAUAUCCCUGUCUCAAAAAGCUAGACAAAUCUGAAUCCUUUUAUAGUUUAUACGUACUCUAUAGCUGAUUCAGAGAUAGACAUGGGGAAACCUUAAUUUGCUUCGUUCUAAAAUGUAUAAAUAUUUCCUAUUCUGUGAGAAAAUGAUAUGAUAAUUAAAGAGCGGAUGAUUUGUGAAAUAGAAAUUAUACAUUGAUGUUUUUUCUUGUUUAUGCUCAA